Messenger RNA from Corchorus capsularis, 3102 nucleotides. Lineage: Eukaryota; Viridiplantae; Streptophyta; Magnoliopsida; Malvales; Malvaceae. The record is from the annotation of a GenBank genome assembly.
AUGAAUAUAGAGGUCUUGACAUCUCAAGCAUGGGAUAUUCUCCUUGAAAGGGUCGGGGAUGGGUGCAUGGUUUAUCUACUUCGGCAUACAUCAUUAUUUCUGCCCAUUUCUGACAAGAAACACCUUCAAGUUGCCGGUUCUCCUAUCAAUAAUCUAUGCAAGAAGCUGUCGAAAAAUGAAAUAAAACCACAAUCUGUUUUCUCCGGAGCUGUAAAGAAAAGGAAACUACCUGAAAAUAGCAGUUCAGUAUCAAAGAGGCAGCAAUAUAUUCCUCCUUCCGUUUGUGAUAUUUCCUCAAACUCAGUUGAUUGUGCUAAUUCAAAAACUGGAGAAGCUGUUGCCAAGUCUGAUGAAGGUUCAAGUGGAGAACUUAAAAAAUGCUCAAGUCCAACUGCAGCAAAGCGUAAGAAGUUUAGACUAUUUCAUUGGAAACGCAACAAGAAGCGCAGACUACUAAACACUCCAGAAAACAAAGAAGAGACCAUCCUCCAAACCGUUUCUUCUGAUGCAAAUUGCUUACCUGGGAGUCUCAAGUGCCCUGUCAACACAAAUCAGAUGCCGGUGCACUGUUCUUGUUAUUUGAUGCUAAAAGCUCCCCAGUCAGUCUCCUAUUUUAAUGAGAUUAACAGGCAAUCUAUGUUUUAUAAUUUGGAAAGUUCCUCAUCUGUUCUUCCAAGAGAGCAUGUACUAAAUGACUUCGUUCCAAAUUUUAAAAGCUCCAAGUGUCUCAUGGAGAAUAUCUUUGGUUUAUCUGAUGCAAAUGCACGUUGGCAACAGCAUUUAUCAACAAUGCUAGAAAUUGUGCCAUUUAUAUACACUAAUGGAUCUCUUGACCUGGCGUAUGAACACUGCAGAAAGGGGUAUCACUCGUUUCUUAAGUUGCUGAAGAAGCUCAUACGCAGAAGCAGACGUUUCAAGCCCUCAAAAUUGUUGGAGAAGUAUUGUCCUCUACCAUCUCUAGAUCAAAAGGUAAUGGGAAAUUCAAUCUCAGUAGCUGAGAGCAAUGUAAGAGUGCUUGAGCAAUUUCAUGGAGUUGGUGCCAAAGGGAACAACAACAUUCUGGAAGCUGAUAAUAAAAAGCUUGAAUCAAACGGGUCUUAUUGCUUACACAGUCAGGUGCCAAAGAAUGGCACGGGGCAGAAGUUCGGGGAAGCAAGUUGUAGCUUACAUGGUGUUAAACAUAAGCUUUUAGUCAACUGGAUUUUCUGGUUCUUUUCAUCUUUUGUGGUGCCAUUGGUGCAAGCCAAUUUCUAUGUCACUGAAAGCGAGCAUGGCAAGCUAGAUACUUUUUAUUAUCGCAAGCCAGUUUGGGAGAUGUUGACAGACCAUUCCAUUACUGGCUUGAAAGAUCAGAGCUAUCUUGAACUUGAUGAGGCUGCUGUUAGAGCUAUAAUAGACAAAAGACAAUUUGGGUUUUCAAGGCUGAGGCUUUGCCCAAAACAGAAUGGAGUUAGAAUGCUGGCAAAUCUUAAAGCAUCCUCAAGAUUGCCAGGAAGAUUCUCCUCGAAACAUAAAUGUCCUUGGAUGCAGAAAAGUUCAAAAGCAUGUUAUAGGAAAAAAUACAAACGUUUUAAGUCUGUGAACUCUGUUCUUCGUGGUACACAUGCAGUUCUUAAAGGUUUACUAUUGAAAGAACCAGAGAAGUUUGGGUCCUCAGUGUUUGACUAUAAUGAUGUCUAUAGAAAGCUAUCUUUGUUUCUAACCACUCUAAAGAGUGAACCAAAAACUAUGCCUAGUGUAUUUGUUGUAGUUGCUGAUGUUUCAAAGGCAUUUGAUUCUAUCUAUCAGGAUAAGCUACUUGGUAUAAUGGAAGAUGUUGUUACAAAAGAUGAAUAUAGUUUAGACCAGAUUAAUCAAGUUGUCUGUUCAAACAAAUGUUUCUGGGAUCGCGAAAAUCUCAUAUUGGUGGAUGAGGCAGUUAAUACUGGUUUUGCAAACUUAAUGUCUUCUGUCCCAUUUCGGUCAUUGCCUGGUGUUUUUGUUAAUCGGGGUAGCAGCAGGAUAAUUUUAAGGGAAGAGCUGUUUUCUAACCUAUAUGAGCAUGUAAAGCGCAAUGUGCUUCUAUUGGAUAAGAAGUUUUACUUGCAAGGAAUGGGGAUACCUCAAGGAAGUGUGCUAUCCACUUUGCUCUGCUCAUUAUAUUAUGGGCACAUGGAAAAGCAUGUGAUCUCUCCAUUUCUUGAGAAAACUAUUGAAGCUGCUGCCAAAGAUAUAGACACACUGCGUAUUGUUUCUGAUUCCUCAAAGAAUGAGCAUUCCUCACAUGCCUUUGUCUUUCCUCCAACUUAUUUGCUUGUACGAUUCAUUGAUGAUUUUCUUUUCAUAUCAACUUCGAAAGAGCAGGCCAGUGGUUUCUUGUCCAUGAUGCUUCAAGGGGUUCCAGAUUACAACUGCUUCAUGAAUGAGGAAAAGUUCUGUUUUAAUUUUGACAUUGAACGUCAAUCUGGUCUGUUAUCGAACCGGGUUUAUGUGGUUGAUGAUGGUACCUCAUUUCUUCGAUGGAGUGGUUUGCUUAUAAACUGUAACACUUUGGAAAUUCAGGGUGAUUAUACAAGGUAUCUGGCUAACCACUUAAGUUCCACUCUUACUAUCCACUGGCAAGGUAAACCGGGUAAUCGUCUAAGAUGGAAGUUAUACAACUUCAUGAAACCUAGGUGCCAUCCUUUGUUCUUCGAUUCAAAUAUCAAUUCCACAUCUGUCGUCAGAUUGAACAUCUAUCAAGCUUUUCUCUUGUGUGCAAUGAAGUUCCAUUGUCAUGUCUCAGAAAUGUCAUAUAUCUUCAAACCUCGUCGAAGAUACUGUUUGAAAAUGAUUGAAAAAUCCUUGAGCUACAUGUACGGGCUGAUAAAGAAAAGGAUGUGUUCUACUCGUAUCGGUCCAGGCAAGUUUCCAGUUCUUAAACUGAUGAAGGAAGAAGUUGUAUGGCUUGGAUAUCGUGCUUAUAUUGAGGUAUUGAAGAGAAAACAGUCGAGGCAUUCGGGAUUGCUGUCUUUGCUAAGGUCUAAGUAUUUCAAUCAUAAACUCACCGGGAAUGUCUCAUCUGAAUUAAGAUAUGCUGUUGAAAGAUCACAUUCCUCUUCCUUGUGGAAAAUCAAGUAUUAG